AUUGUAUUUGUUGUGUCAGUCACCAAAAUUAUUUAUUUUUAUCUGAUCUUUAAUAAACUUUUGCAGUUAUUCUUAUAACAUUACGAGUCUCUUCGACUCUUGAUGAUCCUUCCUUUUUCACUUUUCUCCAUACUCAAACUCUCACUCUUCUCUAGAAUUGUGUGUCUUCUUUAUUGCAACCCUAAAAUCCCAAUUUCCUGGUUUGGAUUUUCCCUUUUCACUUGGCUGGCUGUCAAUCUAACAGAGCUUUCAAGCUUCCGUAGAAAAUAUACAACAUUUAAAAAGCUCUGAUCUUAGUCACAGUGAUGCAAUUUGCAAGGUAAGAAGCAGAGGCCAGGAUUCUGUGAUUUUUAGGGUUCCACUAUUCCCCAUUCUUGACAACAACGUCCUUUACUUAUUUUGUAAGAACACAAGGUUGUGACAGAGGAUGACAAAGGAUUUUGGCAGACAGGAUAGUGAGGAGAUUCCAUAUUCCUGUGCUUCCAUAAUGGAACUAAAGCGAAGUCAUCAGUGGUUGACAGAACCGUCUGACUCACAACUAUUCGGUAAUAAGAGACAGUUGGUAGAGAUUGGUGCACAUAUGAAUAUUCCUGCAUGGGACAAUUCUCUGGUGCCCUCUCACUUAACUAAUUGCUUAUUCGAUGCUGCCAAUGCCCAUACAUCACAUCUCCUUGGUAGGAAUGUUUCUCCUUUAGGCGGUCAACAUAUCGAGGAGGAGCAAUGCAAUAAUGUCUCGUCAAUUGGUUUGCCAGUGGUCCAUACCGUUCAUGAUAGCACAUUGAAUCUUGACACCAUCAGAAAUGUUAUAGUCAAUCAAGUCUCUGAAUAUGGAAACAUUCCCGAAUUCAUGCUUCAGCUUUAUGGUGGGGUUCCAAGAUCAUUAGAAACAGGGCAAUUCGCUAGCAAGGUGGAUGGAACUUUCAGUCGAAACUUCAACAAUGAAGGUGCUGGUUUCAUACCAAUGGGGGAUAUAUACAACAAAGAAGAUGGAAAUGUCUCGUCAACAUCUGAGAAAGGAGUAGAAAACUUUGUAUUGAUGGGUCAGUCUCUUCAAAAGGCUGACUGUAAUAUCCUCUCAAUGAGUUCCUCCUAUACCAAGGGCCAUGAUAGCUUCAUGUCUCUUCUCUCUUGUGACAGAGUACCUGAAAACAUUUUCAUGACCGAACCAAACUAUUGCAAAGAAAAUACCAAUAUGUUGUCAGGAGGACAGUCACUACAUACGGAAGGUAGUGACAUGGCAUCUAUGGUUUCUAGCCAAGGAAGAGCAGACGAAACCAGUGAUCAAAUUAGUCACAAAGAGAGAAGCAAGACCAUAUCUUUUGGAGAUUAUCAGAAAGAAACCACAUUCUCUUCAUCAGCCCAUGUUAUUAACAGUUAUGAGAACUUCAGCCAUGACCCUGCAACUGCAAAAGAUCCUCUUCAUUUGGAAGCAGAGCAAAACAGGUCUUUUGAUUUUGGAAAUGACCUCUAUGGUAGCCCUAGAGUUGAUACCUUACCCGUGCCCAAAAGUAAAGAUUCAAAGACAGCCAAGAAGGGUUCUAGAAACACAUUUCCUUCAAAUGUGAAGUCCUUGUUGUCAACAGGCAUGUUUGAUGGGGUUACUGUGAAGUACUAUUCGUGGUCACGUGAGAAAAAUCUCAAAGGAAUCAUUAAGGGGACUGGAUAUCUAUGUGGUUGCAGCAACUGUAACUUCAAUAAAGUUCUUAAUGCUUAUGAGUUCGAGCAGCAUGCUAAUUGCAAGACAAAGCACCCAAAUAACCACAUAUACUUUGAGAAUGGGAAGACCAUUUAUGGCGUUGUUCAAGAGCUGAAGAAUACACCUCAAGAGAAGUUGCUGGAUGCUAUUCAAAGUGUCACAGGAUCUGAUAUUAACCAUAAGAACUUCAACACCUGGAAAGCUUCAUUUCAAGUUGCCAGCCUUGAGCUUAAGCGUAUCUAUGGCAAGGAUGCUGUCGCUUUGGCCUCUUGAGAAGAUGAGUUAUCAACUGGAAGGUUUUUGUUACAAGUGAAAUCCAUUCUUCUCUGUAACUCUAACUUCUGUACUGCUAUGAUGGCCUUAGGGUUUCAUGAAGCCUAGUUCUCCUACUAAAGUAUAUAAACUACUGCAAAAACUCCAAAUUCUAAGGUUUUAUGGGACCUUGUAGCGCACUGCUUGUU
Molecule: messenger RNA, 2157 nt
Organism: Capsella rubella
Lineage: Eukaryota; Viridiplantae; Streptophyta; Magnoliopsida; Brassicales; Brassicaceae
Exons: 6
Coding region: 428-1969 (513 amino acids)
Source: RefSeq, a predicted model, not a curated record